Molecule: messenger RNA, 2552 nt
Organism: Larimichthys crocea (large yellow croaker)
Lineage: Eukaryota; Metazoa; Chordata; Actinopteri; Sciaenidae
Gene: katnb1
Product: katanin p80 (WD repeat containing) subunit B 1
Exons: 17
Coding region: 58-1857 (599 amino acids)
Biological process (GO): microtubule depolymerization; microtubule severing
Cellular component (GO): katanin complex
Molecular function (GO): microtubule binding
Source: RefSeq, a predicted model, not a curated record
GUGUGUGUUGUGUCCUCAGGUAACUUCAGGUCCAGUUCAUCGUCUCAGUGUGACAUCAUGGCUGCUGCUGCCAACACCACCAAGAUCUCAUGGAGACUGCAGGAGUUCGAGGCUCACUCCAGCUCCGUCUCCUGUCUGUCUCUGGGGAAAAGCUCCGGACGCCUGCUGGCCACCGGAGGAGAGGACUGCAGGGUGAACCUGUGGGCCGUGAGCAAGGCCAACUGCAUCAUGAGUCUGACGGGUCAUAAGAACCCGGUGGAGUGUGUCCAGAUGAAUUCGUCGGAGGAUCAGAUCGUCACCGGGUCUCAGUCCGGGUCGAUACGAGUUUGGGACAUGGAGGCCGCCAAAAUUUUAAGGACUCUGAUGGGACACAAAGCGAACAUCACCAGCCUGGGCUUUCACCCGUUUGGAGACUUCCUCGCCUCGAGCUCCAUGGACACAAACAUCAAGCUGUGGGACGUUCGCAGGAAAGGAUACGUGUUCAGGUACACGGGUCACACUCAGCCGGUGAGGAGUGUGGCCUUCAGUCCAGACGGGAAGUGGUUAGCUUCAGCCAGCGACGACGGAACCGUCAAGCUGUGGGAUCUGAUUCAGGGGAAGACGAUCACAGAGUUCAAGUCUCACACUGCAGCCGUCAACAUCGUCCAGUUUCACCCCAACGAGUACCUGCUGGCCUCAGGCAGCUCCGACAGGACUGUGAAGCUGUGGGAUCUGGAGAAGUUCACGAUGAUCGGCUCGAUGGAGGGAAACACGACUCCUGUCAGGUGUAUAUGCUUCAGCCCGGACGGUGGCUGUCUGUACAGCGGGGCCACAGACUCUCUGCGGGUGUUUGGCUGGGAGCCCGACCGCUGCUUCGACGUGGUGCCGGUGGGCUGGGGGAAAGUGUCGGACCUGGCCAUCUGCAACCAGCAGCUGAUCGGAGUGUCUCACCUGCUGUCCAGCGUGUCGUCGUACGUGGUCGACCUGAAGAGAGUGAAGAAGAGCGGAGGCUCUGUCAUCAAGGGGGUCGUCCAGGACGACGAGCCACUCACCGAGCCCAAAGACCUGAAAGGAGCGGCGCUGAGGAGGAACUACGAGAGACCCAGCACCACCUGCAGCUCGCACAGGGUGAAGCAGAGGUCUGAUGCUGAUAGGCGGAGCCCCGAAGGCGAGAGGCGGAGCCCCAGCGAGGACGAGGCGGACGAAAAAGUGUCGUCAGCUGAAAUCCACAACCCAGAAGAUUAUAAAGAGAUCUUCCAGCCCAAGAACGCCAUCUCGCGAACUCCUCCGAGGAUGUCUGAACCUUUCCCUGCUCCUCCAGAGGACGAGACCAUCUUAAAUCUUAGCGUUGGCCGCUGCCUCGCUUGGCUCCUCCACACCUGUCCCAAAGGGUGGAAGCCGACUGUGGUCACCUGUGCGAAGCGUCCUACGCCCUCUGACACCCCCCCGCCCCUCCGCCCUCCCUCCGCCCCUCCGUCACUACGGACGAGUCCAAACAACAACCGAAGGUCAUACCUGAGCAGCAGGAACGAGCAAUCGGGCUCAACUCUUCUCCUAAUGAACCGUGGCGGCGCGCUCUGGAUCAGCGCGGGAGGCGUUGCUCAGAUCAAGAAGGACAGCUACAUGCAGACCGGCUGUACGUCUCUGAAGCUGAUCAUGAAACAUUUCUGGAUGUUGAUCUCCGACACGCUGAAGGCGGCGCCGUCUGUCGGAGUCGACAUCACACGAGAGGAACGACAUCAGCGGUGUCGAGCGUGCUGCAAGCAGCUGAAGAAUCUCAGCAACGUGGUGAAGAACAAGGCGGCACACGUCGGUCGUCAUGGCAGCGCCUUCAAAGAGCUUCAGCUGCUGAUGGCGCCGCUCGACGACUCGCUCUGAGAGCAAACGCAGUGACAUCACACUGACAUCAUCAGUCCAGGAUCAGCUGGUGUGCAGCAGGACGGAGCAGACGCCGUGUUUAAAGGCCUCGAUCAGACGAACAUGUUGUUUUAGAACCAGAGAAGAAGAACGACGUCGCCUCUGAUAGGCCAACAGACUGAUCGCAGGUCCGUGUUCUGCUGAGCGACUCGACGUCUCGACCUCGACGGCUCAGAUCCGGAAACGCUUGAACAAACGUUAAAGGAACGUUUGAGUCUUUGUAGAAGUUCAUACACGUCUGCUCCAUCACUAUGAGGCUAACUUAGCUUAGCAUAGAGAGUGUAAACAGCUGGUUCUGCUCCCAGUGAAAGGAUCCAGCACACUUCAGUCAAUGCUAACAGUCCCCCCUGUUUCCAGGCUUUAUGCUAAGCUAAGCUAACUGGCUGGCUUCAAACUUUCCCUUUAAAGUUUCCACGUGAAGUCGAAGUGAAAGUGAAGAGAGCUUUAAAGUGACCAGGUGACUCUGCUCACCUGGACGAGAUCUCAGGUCGUUUCAUGAUUAAUACUUCUGAAUGAAUGAAUGAUCAUAGACUGAACACUGACUGUUUUUAAUGAAUUCUUCUUCCUGUUCAUUUAAAUAAAGUUGGAUUUGUUGGAAUUCGAGUUUUUUUGAAACUGAUUGAUUUGACUGUUAAAUAAAUAAUAAAUAAUAAAAA